GUUGAAUGAGUAGUUUAAUUUAUUGCUUGAAUUGGUAGGUAAGAAUCCAAAUUAGAUGAACGCAAUGGCGAAGCACAGAUCAGCUGAUCUACUUUCCGUACUCCUUCUGGUCAUCAUUCUGCAGGGCAGCUGUGUGGCAAGCAGAACCAUCUUAACUUUCAUCGGGGAUCACGGGGGAGCAGGCCUUGGCUCCGAUGUCGGAGUGGGAGUGGGUGCGGACGUGGGUGCUAAGGUGGGCCUCGGAGGGCGGCUUGGUGGGGACGUUCAGGGUGCAGCCGGUGAUCAUGCGGCCGCCGACGGAUUAGGCCAUGGCGGAGCAGAUGCUGGAGCUGGAGCUGGCGUGGGCGCCGGGGUCAAUGUAGGGGCCCGGGUUAAUGCUGGAGCGCGGGGAGGAUUACACGGCGGUGGGGGAGCUAGUCAUGCGGCCGGCCAUGGACACGAUAAUGCCGCCGGCGCAGACGAAGCAUGCUAUAAUUGUGUAGUUAAUAAUAAUAAUAGUGGUCCAAGAGGGAAGGAUGGAUCGUCGUCCUCAUCCACCGCAAGUCGACGUCACGGAAAGCAAUCAACUAGUGUUGAUCAUAGCGCAGGAGGCGGAUCCACAAGUGCAGCAGAGGAAAAUGUAAGAACUUCAACGAGUUCCGGAGGUGGUAGUGGAUCCAGAGGAAGCGCAGGAGGAAGAGGAAGUGCCUCCUCGUCUUCCCAUGGCGGCAGAUACAGCAGUAGUGCAGGAGGAAGUGGAAGUGCCUCAUCUUCCGAUGGCGAGGGAGAAGCCUCUUCUUCGGGUGGCAAAGGAGGAUCGAGAAGUGGCAGCAACGGAAGUGCCUCGUCUUCUGGAGGAGGGAGUGGAAGUGCCUCAACUUCCGGCAGUAGUGCAGGAGAAAGUGGAAGUGCCUCUUCUUCGGGUGGAGGAUCGAGAAGUGGCGUCAGUGGAAGUGCCUCGUCUUCUGGCGGCAAUGCCGCAGGAGGGAGUGGAAGUGCCUCAACUUCCGGCGGUAGUACAGGAGGAAGUGGAAGUGCCUCUUCUUCGGGUGGAGGAUCGAGAAGUGGCGGCAGUGGAAAUGCCUCGUCUUCCGGUGGCAAUGCAGGAGGGAGUGGAAGUGCCUCAACUUCCGGCGAUAGUGCAGGAGGAAGUGGAAGUGCCUCUUCUUCGAAUGGAGGAUCGAGAAGUGGCGGUAGUGGAAGUGCGUCGUCUUCCGGUGGCAAUGCAGGAGGGAGUGGAAGUGCCUCAUCUUCCGGCAGUAGUGCAGGAGAAAGUGAAAGUGCCUCUUCUUCGGGUGGAGGAUCGAGAAGUGGCGUCAGUGGAAGUGCCUCGUCUUCCGGCGGCAAUGCAGGAGGGAGUGGAAGUGCCUCAUCUUCCGGCGGUAGUGCAGAAGGAAGUGGAAGUGGCUCGUCUUCCGGUGGAGGGAGAAGUCAAAUUUCAAGUACUGAUGCUGCCUCUUCUGAGGCUGCAGACAACAAUGGGGAAGUUUCCAGCGGAUCAGCCGGCGGAGGAAGAAGUGGAAGUGGAAGUUCUUCGACUGCUACUAACGGAAGUGAUGGCUCUUCAAAUUCAGUUGGCGGAGCUUCGUCCCACUCAGAUAGAAGCCGCAGUCCUAGGGGAGGCGGAGGCGCUGAUGCCGGCGUUGAUGGAGGUGUAUCGGUAGGGGGUGGAGUUAACAUGGGUGUAGGCGCGGGGCUCGGUGGCGGAGGGGGUUUAGGAGGAGAUGGAGGGGUGGAUGGCGGUGAUGGAGUAGGAGGGGCCGGUGCGGGAGUGGGUGGGGAUGCGGGUGUGGGUGCCGGUGCUAACGUCUUUCUGGGGGGAGGUGUCCACGGCAACGGCUUUGUCGGGGGUGAAGGUGACGGCGAACUCGGCCACUCCACCACCCCUUGAUCAAUCCACUUAUACUUAGUUUUGGUGCUCACACUAUUAGCAACAAUCGCUCCCUUAAUCCAAAAGAAAGCAGAGAGAGAGGAGUAUUUCAUUAGUUCCAUAAUUAUUUGCCUUUUUUCCAUCUUCCCCUGACGGAAUUAAUAAUACAAUGUACAUAUAAAUAGAAUAAUAAAUAAAUACCGGUAACCCAACCAUAGAGUUGUGU
This is a messenger RNA of Cuscuta europaea, 2075 nucleotides long. NCBI's taxonomy places the organism in Eukaryota, Viridiplantae, Streptophyta, Magnoliopsida, Solanales, Convolvulaceae. The record is from the annotation of a GenBank genome assembly.